This is a messenger RNA of Funneliformis caledonium, 288 nucleotides long. NCBI's taxonomy places the organism in Eukaryota, Fungi, Glomeromycota, Glomeromycetes, Glomerales, Glomeraceae. The record is from the annotation of a GenBank genome assembly.
AUGCCGAAAGCACAAUUACGCCAUCUUUCUUUGGGUUUCAGUACUGCAUAUAAAUUAUAUCAAUUUCAUUACUGUGAUGCGGCUAAUUGUUUGAUUUCUUCAUCUAUUAUUGCAAACAAUCCUAUUGAAAUUCUAGCUUGCGGUUACAUAUAUCAUAGAUCCUGUUACAAGCAGGUUGUCGAACCAGAAAAUAAUAUUUCUUGCAAUGACAAUGAUGAUGAAAGUGAACUCAUAAAAUAUGUAGCAUAUGCAUUAGAAGAGGCAUUGCGUAAAUUUCAACAGCAAUAG